AUGGGCCCAGGCACAUCUACCUCAGCGACCGCGCGGCCAUUUUUCAGAACUCUAGGCAACACAAAGCUCAAAUUACUUGCUGUAUUCCUAACCGUUUUGACAAUCCUCCUCCUAACAUUAUAUUCGAGUGGACUAUCAUCAAAUAUCUCACCUGGAGCGAAAGACGAGCUCACAAAUGAGCAAGACUACUGGACAUGGGAAACGAGAACCCAAUUCCGGAAACCUCAGCAUAUCAAUGAUACCGACGACACAGGAAGAUCUCAAAAUGGCACCUGUGACACAUUCCCCUCAGACCUUCUAUCACAUAUUCAAAUUGUCUUAAAAACCAGCGCAACCGAAGACCCGAACCGAGUCGACACACACAUGGCCUCUGUAACUCGCUGCAUUUCCAACCUGCUAGUUGUAUCAGACAAGGAGACUGAACUCCACGGCCACCAUGUACACGAUAUCCUAGCCGAUCUACCUCUUUCAGCCCGGAACCACAUCCCGGAGUUCAAAGGGUAUGAAGCGCUACAACACGGGAACAAUAUCGACGGCGCAGCGGGAUGGAAACUCGAUCGAUUCAAGUUCCUCCCAAUGGUGGAACGAGCUAAGAAAGUCAACCCCGGUGCGGAGUGGUACGUCUUUCUCGAGACGGAUACUUACAUGGUGUGGGAUAACCUGUUCCGAAUGCUGGAACAGUUCAACUCAUCGUUCCCUCUGUAUAUGGGGUCACCUUCGCCGGGCCGCGGUGUCCGCGAUGGAAAAGUCAACUGGUUUGCAUACGGUGGUGCGGGCUUUGUGCUAUCCAGAGCUGCGGUUGAUACGUUGGUUGCGCGGGAAACUGGUGAAUAUGGACAGUUUAUUGGACCCUCGGUCACUGAGCAGUAUAUGCAAGUGGUGAAAGAUGACUGCUGUGGUGACUCUGUGCUUGGGUUUGCGUUGUAUGAAAAGGGGAUCGAGUUGUCUGGGAUGUGGCCGAUGUUCAACCCGCAUCCCCUGGACUCGAUUCCGUUUGGUGAUGAUCAUCACUGGUGCCAGCCUGUGAUUAGCAUGCAUAAAUCACAAUUGGGUGAUAUGAUCGGGCUGGCGGAUUGGGAGGAUGAGAGGGAUAGAACGAAUCCCUUGCUAUACGCAGACUUGGUUGGCUACCUUCGCCUGGGAGAGUUGCCGGAGCGGAAAGGAUGGGACAAUGGAGCAUGGGGUGGAAUUAUUGAACAACCUGAUACUCUCUCCCAGCAUGAAUCAUUAGAAGCCUGUCGUCAGGCAUGCCAUGAUAAGGACUGGUGCAUGUCUUACACUUAUGACACUGCUGGGGCGUGUGUAUUUGUGCGGAGCUUGAAGCUUGGAGCUGCUAGUAAGCCAGAAAUUGCCGGUCAAUUCACGGCUGGAUGGGACAACGAAAAGAUCCAAAAUUGGAUGGCAGACAACAAGUGUGAAGAGCCCAAGUGGAUGAAGCCAAGUUUGACAAGAAUUUUCUGA
This is a messenger RNA of Penicillium griseofulvum, 1461 nucleotides long. RefSeq lists its product as uncharacterized. Lineage: Eukaryota; Fungi; Ascomycota; Eurotiomycetes; Eurotiales; Aspergillaceae. The transcript has 2 exons. Gene Ontology annotation, cellular component: membrane. Gene Ontology annotation, molecular function: glycosyltransferase activity. The record is from RefSeq and is a predicted model, not a curated record. The coding region runs from base 1 to 1461 and encodes 486 amino acids.